Messenger RNA from Phytophthora sojae, 801 nucleotides. RefSeq lists its product as hypothetical. The transcript has a single exon. NCBI's taxonomy places the organism in Eukaryota, Oomycota, Peronosporomycetes, Peronosporales, Peronosporaceae. The record is from RefSeq and is a predicted model, not a curated record. Bases 1 to 801 code for a protein of 266 amino acids.
AUGGUGCUGAACAUCCUGAACGAGCCGCCGACUAAUGUCCAGCCACGGAAACUUGAGGUGCUUAGUUCAAUUGAGCGCUUCAUGCAUCAGAGUGUGGCUCCUAUUGUGCGGAAAGUUCUGUCAAGCGCGGCUACGGUAUCCCCAGCCGCAGUAACGGCGGGGUCGUCCCCAUCAAUGACAACAAGUGUUGCAACGUAUUCUCCUAGUGCGCCACUCUCUCAAGGCAGCGUUGUGGGGGUGUCUAGCAGCUUCAGACAAGGCUCAGGCAACCAGUAUAUUGGAGCUCGGUGGGCAUCUUCGAACUCGAGCUUCAGCGACAUGGACACUUCACGGCAGCAUUCACGUGGCAUAUUUGCAGAUUUGGAUGCCGGUGACGCUAACGGCCAGAAUCGAGUGAUGGAUGGAUUGACAGCAGUCGGGAACAGUCCGUGCAACGCGACGUACGAUCCUUCGGGUUAUGCGCCAGUGAGAGCGGAAAAUGAUAGCCAGCCCGACAGCUCGAUGAGUCAGAACAUGGUGUAUGAAGCUCCGUCGAUGAGCUUGAAAGAGUCGAGCACCUUAUCUCUGCCCGCGUUAGAGUCUCGCCCGUCAACAAUUCCCGACAGUCACCUUUCCCCUGGUGAUCCAGGCAACACGCGAGAUAGCAACAGCAGCAAGGUGAUGGAUUCGGCCAGCGUCGACGACGAUUUCUCGGACUUUCCCGUGCUGGAGUUUGAAGACCCCGUGGCUGAUGGCAAUAGUUUCGUGAAAGAAAACAACCCGUCCAAUGCCUCGAGAAAGCGCGGAAUCGAAGACGUGUGA